UGUAACGGCACUUAUCGAUCAUGUGCGUAAACGACUGCAUUUUAGGAGGCAGGACAGGAUGCUUUGCAUGGAAGUGUUAAUUUUUGUGAACCAAGUUAACAAGUGCAUAAACAUAGCAUUUUGGUUAAGUUACUGUUAAUCCUUCUAUAAUUGUCUACGCCAUGGCAAAAAGAAGUGGAAAAUUAUAUCGUCAACGGGAUAAAUUGUUAGAACAACUUUCUGCUGAAUAUGACGCUGAAGCAGGACCCAGCAGAGUGUUUUCAUCAACAAUUGAUAAUAUCUCGCAAACUGGUCGUGUAAGUUCAUUAUUUGAGUCCCAUCUCCCGGAUUCAGAACAUCCGGGCAGAGAAGAUCCGGCCAUCAUCUUCCCGGAUAGAUAUGGCAAAAGAAGGUGUCUCGAAAAUUUAGACGAGGAUACAUUUUCCAACGAGGAUUAUUUUAUUGCGCUAUCUUCAGAUAGUGAAACCGAUGAAAACGAUGUAAAUAUGGAAACUGUAGACACCAAUAAGUCUAAAAAAUAUCACAAUUGUGAAAAUCAUGAGGAUGUCAAAGAUUGCUUGAGACAUUUUGCCAUCACCCGAAAUCUGCCUCGAGAUACGGUUAAUGAGAUGUUGGAAAUUUUGAGAAGUAACACCAAUAUGGACCUUCCCAAAGACUGUCGAACCCUUCUUAAAACGUACGCUAAUAUUGGAAAAGAGAUGCAAACUAUACAAGGUGGGGAGUUUUGGUAUAAAGGCAUCGAGAAAUCGUUGCAAAAUUAUUUCAAAUCUUCUACUCCAUGCGCAGAGCAAUUUACGAUCCAGUUCUCUGUUGACGGCCUUCCCCUGCAUAAAAGUGGACGAAUGCAAGUUUGGCCCAUUUUAAUGAAAGUGGAAGAGGUAAAAAAUGCACCAAUAAUGAUGGUUGCUGCAUUUUGUGGUACCGAAAAACCGAGAAGUGUUGAAGAAUACUUACGUCAACUUGUGGAGGAAGCAAACAAACUUUAUCUUAAUGGAGUUCGCAUAGGAGAUAAAAAAAUCAAUUUUCAAAUCCGAGCUUUUAUAGCAGAUUCUCCUGCAAGAGCAUUCAUAAAGUCAACAUGCUAUUUUAAUGCUGUACAUGGAUGCUUAAGAUGCACUUGCGUUGGUGUGUACCAUCCCACUGGCCAUAAGGUGGUGUUCGAUUGUGUCGGGGCUCCAUUACGAACCGAUGAUGGAUUCCGAGAUAGGGAAUGCAUUCCACACCAUCAGCCUUUGCGAUCGCCUCUAGAAGAUCUGUUGCAUUUUGAUAUGAUUGAACACGUUCCUACGAGUGACCGUUUGCAUUUGAUUGAUCUUGGUGUAACUCGAAAAAUUAUCUGUGGAAUAUGGAUCGGAAAGUUUGUAUUCCUUUCUAGAUUGUCUGAUGCUCAGAAGGAGUUUGCAACGAAUUUUUUUACUGCGUUGCAGCUUCCCUCAGAAAUCAAUAGGAAAAUUCACGAUCCGUAUUAUAUGCACAAAUGGAAGGGCACGCAGUUUAGAACAUUUUUGCAUUAUUGCAGCGUUAUAGUUAUGAAAGAACUUGUACCUGAAAGGGUAUACAAUCAUUAUUUACUCUAUUUUUGCGGGAUUACUAUAUUUUCUACAAAAUUCCAUCGCAAGCAUUGGAAAACUGCAGAGGUGUUCUUAAAUGUUUUUGUCCGUAACUUUGGCGCAAUAUAUGGUAGUGAACAUGUUACAAGCAAUGUUCAUAACCUUCAACAUAUUGCUAAAGAUGUUGAAAAUUUAGGACCAUUGGAUAAUUUUUCAAGCUAUGAUUUUGAAAACUAUCUUGGCAUUUUAAAACGCUCUGUACGUUCCGGAUUUAAAUGCGGUGUACAAAUUGCUGCUCGGUCUGAGGAACGUGCUAAUGUGCAUUCGCCCAAUCAUUCCGAUUGUCAAUAUCCUCGGAUAGUAUACAAUGGGAAUGGGAUUCAAUUAACUGCCAACUUUUUGUUGAGAGCGUCAACAAGAGAUGAAUGGUUUUUAACCAAACGUAACGAAGUCGUCAAAUUUAUGAAACUUAAUACUAAUCCCUCGUUGGUCGUUGUUGGAAUGCGAUAUGAGUAUGUAACUGAUGUUUUCCAUAUACGUCUUAUUGAAAACGAUGAGGAGAUCGAAUUAUCAUCUGCAGAUAUCUACAUCUACGAGGCUGACGAUUGUAUACCUACAGCAGUAGAAGAAUUCUCUUUGCACCAUAUAAGAUGUAAGCUGAUAGCUGUGACUUCCCCGGCAAACCCUGGAUUAAAGCAGUUUGUCCCUCUUUUGCAUACUUUUGUUAUUGACAGUUAAAAAUAUAAUAAAGAUGAUGGAAAAAAGAUUGAAUAUUGAUAAUUCAUAUAGUUCUGUGUUUAUUUUGACGUGUGUUGGCAAUGAGAAAAUAGAAACACACUUAUUUUUAUAAUAUUUCCCUAGUAUUUCACCACCCGCUCAUUCACCUACGAUUAAUUACAACGCGUGCAUGGUUUUUUACAGUAUCCCUUUCUAACAUUUUUAUAGUUCUUAUAAUUACUAUGAGCGUUUUUUAAUUUUUUCUUCAUAAAUUCUUCAACUUCGGCAUCCGUUACAAGGAAAAUAUUUUUUAUAGCUACUUGUUUGAAUAACUUGAAUAUUCUAGGAUAACUAUUAAAUGCAAUUUUCGUACAUUGUCCACCGCCCCGCCAACAACACUGCACCAAAAAAACUCUGCUAAAUAAUAAUCUUAAACAAUCGUUCAUUAUAGAACUAGGUUCUGUAUAACCUUGAAACUUACGAAUAAGACCAUUUGCCAUAUUGUUGAACGAAUCAGAAGAGCCCAGAAGUAUUUCAAAUUCAUCCAGCUCUACUUUUGAAGUAAUGUGAGGAAACGCUUCAGUGCAAUGUGUCAAUCUAGAUUGUGCCCUAUUUUCAACAAAACUAUCAAAUUGUAUUCUCAGAGUGGAAACGCAUUUUUUAAUGAUUGAUAAUUCUUUCGUGACAUGCUGCUCAAAGCCAUCUCGAGAAGAUGAUUGCGGAUCUUUAACGAGAAAAGCCGUAUUUUCAUAAGUGUUGGCUGCUUGCAAAUAUUUCUGAUGCCUUUGGUCGGACAUUUUUGACGACUGAAUAGACUGUGUAAAAGAAACCUCAUUAUCAUUGACAUCAGUAAUUGUCGAACGUACUAGGCAUCUAUCAUCGGUAUCAUUUGGCAAUGGCACUGGACGUGGGGAAUGAUUUUCAAUGACAUUUUCUUUGUGUUCUGUAGGACGAAUAACGCGUUUGUUGUUGCUAACAUCUAACGAGAGAGUUGGCUGGGACAACGAAGCCUCACCCGCACUAGUAGUGGGACGAAUAACGCUUUUGUUGUUGCUAACAUCUAACGAGAGAGUUGGAUGGGACAA
Molecule: messenger RNA, 3352 nt
Organism: Anopheles arabiensis
Lineage: Eukaryota; Metazoa; Arthropoda; Insecta; Diptera; Culicidae
Exons: 6
Coding region: 162-2288 (708 amino acids)
Source: RefSeq, a predicted model, not a curated record